AUGGUUCAACGUGUCCCUGUUCAAUUAACCUCUCUUCCAACUGAAAUCCUUUAUCUCGUAAUCUUUUGUAUCGAUAAUCCUAAAGAUCUGCGCUCUUUAUCUUCUACAAAUCAUCUGUUUCGAACUUUAUCGGGGCCGCACACUGUAACAGCUCAACUAUGGUUCGUGCGAUACAGCCGUGAUAUUCCUCCUGAAAACCGUUUAAAGGUUGCAAAUGAAUGGCGAUUCCCUCUAGAGACUGAUUAUGCAAAGCGUCUUAUCACCAUCAAUGCCCCUCCGGAACCUCCAGGCCUGGCUGCUGAACAACCUGGUCCGAAGAGAGCACUACGUAGGCAAGAACGUGUAAUGCAUAUCGUUGAAAGGUUUAGUCUAUUUUUGCAUAAUAUGUUGGCUGUAAACUACUAUUACACUCAUGAUUGGGAUGCCUUACAACGUGUUGCGGAUGAUAUUGAACAAUAUCUGGAAGACCUAGGAUGGGUGCAAUUUUAUCGUGGUCAAAUGGAUCGUGGAAUUGACUCAAUGAUGGUCUCUACGGUUCAAGCUGAUCAAGAAUUUGAGGCCAUAGCGUUUGAAGAUUUUACUAGAAAAUUGAGAAAUGAUAUUGCAUCUGUUUCUAAUAUUACCACUUCAAGUUCGAGUAAACAUACUAGCAUAACAAGUAGCAACACUAGUAGACAUAAUAGAAACGUUAGUAAUGAUAAUAUAAAUGAUUCAAAUAAUUCUAAUGAAAAAAGUAGCAAAAAUAGUGGAAUUUUUGCCUCAAUUUCUCCUGAACCUGUUUAUCUUCGAUGGACUGGUCUUAUUCAGGAUCAACUUAAUUUCUUUUGCUUGCAGCAGUAUAUCAUGGAUAAAUUCAAACCUCCUUCAAAAUGGCAACUGGCGGAAUACUUGUCUGUGGUAUUAUUUGGGGAUAUCUGA
Racocetra persica is the source of this 918-nucleotide messenger RNA. The record is from the annotation of a GenBank genome assembly. NCBI's taxonomy places the organism in Eukaryota, Fungi, Glomeromycota, Glomeromycetes, Diversisporales, Gigasporaceae.